AUGGCGCUUGCACAUGAGAUUCCAGAUUAUGGCGGUGAAUUCAUGGUAAUUGGUAGUUUUCGGACCAAACUUUGGAAACAGGUCCGAUUCCCUUACAGCGUUCGUACUGUGAAACCAGGGCCUGUAUUGAAUGAACAUCUACACUGGUUGGCCUCUAAGAGUUACUUCCUCUCAACCCACCAAAUCUUCUCCUUCGAUCCACGGAGGGAUACAUUCAACAAGGUACCAAUGCCACAACCUAAGGAUGGAGAUGGAGAUAUUAUACUUGGUUUGGGAGCUGUAGAUGGAUGUCUUUGUAUGGCUCGCUUCGACAAUCCUAGUAUUUUUGGAGGCAAUGUUGAGGCAUUGGCAAUUAAGGAAUAUGGUAUGAAAAGUUCUUGGACCGUUUUGUUCACGAUAUCGAAUUUCGCCGGAUUAUUUCUUUACUAUGAUCGGAUUGUGCCAUUGUGUUCUACAAAGAAUAAUGAAGUUAUAAUGAAAUUCUGCAUAGACGUGGAUGGGGGGGUAUGUAAGGACAUACAAUCCUAA
Molecule: messenger RNA, 528 nt
Organism: Camellia sinensis
Lineage: Eukaryota; Viridiplantae; Streptophyta; Magnoliopsida; Ericales; Theaceae
Source: RefSeq, a predicted model, not a curated record